Colletotrichum spaethianum is the source of this 381-nucleotide messenger RNA. RefSeq lists its product as uncharacterized. The record is from RefSeq and is a predicted model, not a curated record. Lineage: Eukaryota; Fungi; Ascomycota; Sordariomycetes; Glomerellales; Glomerellaceae. The coding region runs from base 1 to 381 and encodes 126 amino acids. The transcript has a single exon.
AUGAGUGAAAGAGCUCCAUGGGUCCGCAAGUACCGUGACGCUUUUGAGGUCCUUGUCAACGCCGCUAUGGAAAAGCUACAAGACAACGAAUCUGGCCUUGCAGAGAUGGCUUCGGCUCAGAUGCGGGCUGAGAGAGCGACGGGCACUGGCAUCAACGUGCAGAAUGCGGAUCGAAGGAGGGAUGGAGUCGUGGCCCAGGCCUCUGAUAGCCUCGAAGACGUUCUGGCAUCAGACCACGGAGGCUUUGGUCUUGGGGAGUUUGAGGGCGCUUGGCCAAUGGUCGCUGAACUCGCAAACUGGAUCGAUCAAGAUGCCGGAAGCCCAAUCUGGAUGCCUAACUUCGAGCUAUUGCAGAGUCUUUCAGGUGCUUGGAAUGAUUGA